Neoarius graeffei (lesser salmon catfish) is the source of this 1522-nucleotide messenger RNA. RefSeq names its product dehydrogenase/reductase (SDR family) member 12 (gene dhrs12). Lineage: Eukaryota; Metazoa; Chordata; Actinopteri; Siluriformes; Ariidae. Bases 115 to 1089 code for a protein of 324 amino acids. The record is from RefSeq and is a predicted model, not a curated record. The transcript is spliced from 10 exons.
GAUGGCUUCACGCUCAGCUUUGGUAUAUAAGCGCUACACCACGUGUGUGUGUGUUAGGUCAUGCUUAUGAAACCGUAGAUUAGGUGUGUGAGCUUGUGAUCAGAAGACAUCAGAAUGUCUUUUUACCGAAACGCGGUUUGGUUUGUGAAAGGUCUGCAGGAAUAUACCAGGAGUGGCUAUGAAGCAGCAGCAAAACAUUUCGUAGCUUCUGAUCUGGAUGUGGACGUAAGCGGCAGGUCUUUUAUUAUCACUGGUGCCAACAGCGGGAUAGGGAAAGCGACCGCUCUGGAAAUAGCUAAACGAGGUGGUACAGUGCACCUGGUGUGUCGGAAUAAAGAUCGCGCCGAUGAGGCGAGGACACACAUUGUGGAGCAGAGCAAAAACGAGAAUGUACAUGUGCACAUUGCAGACAUGUCGAACCCCAGAGGAUUGUGGGAGUUUGCCGACUCGUUCUCUCAGAACCACAGCGUGCACGUGCUGAUCAACAAUGCUGGGUGUAUGGUGAAUCAGCGAGAGGUGACCGAGGAUGGCUUGGAGAAAAACUUUGCCACCAACACACUUGGAACCUUCAUCCUGACCACAGCGCUGAUUCCUGUACUGAAAAAGUCCCAGGACCCAAGAGUGAUCACUGUAUCCUCAGGAGGAAUGCUGGUCCAGAAACUCAGCCUUGAUGAUCUGCAGUUUGAAAAAGGCACUUUCGAUGGAACCAUGGCUUACGCACAGAACAAGAGACAGCAGGUGAUAAUGACAGAAGUUUGGGCGCGUCAGCACAAAGAGAUUCAUUUCUCAUCCAUGCAUCCAGGCUGGGCCGACACACCAGCGGUGCAAUCAUCCAUGCCGGAUUUUCACGCCAGAAUGAAGCACAAACUGCGAACAGAAGCACAAGGAGCCGACACCGUGGUGUGGUUAUCCAUCUCUGACGCAGCACUGAAACAUCCCAGCGGCCUCUUCUUCCAAGACAGAACCCCAGUGGCCACACACCUGCCUCUAGCCUUCACCAGGUCCUGCUCCUCUGAAGAGGACGAGCUCAUGACCACGCUGGAGAAACUCAGCACAGGCUUCAAACCACAUCUUACUUCAGGUGUUUGAAGAACAUCAAACACUUGGCUGGAUACAAACAGAGUCCAUGUUCACCAUCGGUCAUCAAAACUAAUUCCAUUUUUAUUUCUCAAGCAAGUUUCACUAAUAACAGAGGAUUAAAAAUUAGCCUGUGGUUUGUAUGAAAUGUUCCUUCACAGAUCUGCAGCAAUGUUAAAGCUGUGAUGAUUCCUCACAACUAAAUUCACUUCAUUUAUUUUUCUGUCUAGUGCCUUGAUUACAAUAAUGAUUAAAAACUAACUACAUUAACAAAAACUCACUUCUCAGCAAACCUAUAAACUAAUGUGAAGCUGUUUAUUUUGAGUUAACACACUGUAUAUCUUGCUUGGAUUAUUGGGAAAACUCACAUGCUGUUGUAAAGACAGAACAGAUUUUGUAAUGAAUAUUUUACGAGAACAAAAAUAAAGUUUGAGUUGUCUUCAGA